UAAACCGAAGAAGUCGACGCUCCCAUAAGAAGAAACAGACUGCCGUUCUCUCUCGCAUCUAAUCCGUAGCAAUGGCGACAACAACGCCUUCCAAGUCUGUACACUUCUCUCAUCUCGUUAAAACUCCCGUCUUUCCUUGUCGCCACUGGAUCUCCAACCUCCAAAUCCCAACUCUUCCCUCUCCUCUCAAAACCCUAACCCUAACUCCUAGAAGAUCCCUCAUCGCCCCUCUAUUCGCCGCCGCCGACAAUAACCCCACCUCCUCCAGCCCCAUCAAAACAUUCCACGGACUCUGCUACGUUGUCGGCGACAACAUUGAUACCGAUCAAAUCAUCCCCGCCGAACACCUCACUCUCGUCCCAUCCAAGCCCGACGAGUACCGCAAGCUCGGCUCCCUUGCUUUCGUCGGCCUCCCGACUGCGUCAUACCCCGUUCCAUUUGUCAACCCCGGCGACAACUCCACUCGUUUCUCGGUCGUCAUCGGGGGCGACAACUUCGGAUGCGGGUCCUCCCGCGAGCACGCUCCUGUUGCGAUCGGAGCCUCCGGUGCACGCGUCGUCGUGGCGGAGAGCUAUGCGCGGAUCUUCUUCAGGAACUGCGUGGCCACCGGUGAGGUCUACCCUUUGGAGACGGAGGAGGUCGGGAUCUGGAAGGAGUGCUCUACUGGGGAUACUGUGACUGUUGAUCUUGCAGGUAACCGCUUGAUUAACCACACUAAGGGGAAAGAAUAUAAGCUGAAGCCGAUUGGGGAUGCCGGCCCGGUGAUUGAGGCGGGAGGGAUUUUUGCUUAUGCGAGAAAAACGGGAAUGAUUGCUUCCACGGCUGCUUAAAAGUUAUAUUUUUGUGUGUGUGUGUGUGGGAAUAAUCCAUGUUCUGUAACAUCUUCGGACUCUAGAGAUUGCUUUUGAGUUGAUGAAGUGGUUGUUGGUGUUCUUUUAGAGGUCUUGAAUUAUUGAGUUGGAUGGCUUGAGGUUUGAUUAAUAGAGUUUUAAAAAAUAAAAUUGCCAGCAAAGUAUGUCAACAAUCUAUG
Phalaenopsis equestris is the source of this 1030-nucleotide messenger RNA. RefSeq names its product 3-isopropylmalate dehydratase small subunit 3-like. The record is from RefSeq and is a predicted model, not a curated record. The coding region runs from base 72 to 830 and encodes 252 amino acids. The transcript has a single exon. Lineage: Eukaryota; Viridiplantae; Streptophyta; Magnoliopsida; Asparagales; Orchidaceae.